GCUAGUCUUAGCCCAUUUAGAAUAUGAACUGUUCUCUACUUUGACUUUCUUGCUUUGAAUAGAAUUAAUCCAUUUUUCUCUAGUAUCUGACAUUCUCUUUUGUGUUUUAUGUUCUUAGAAAACCAUAUGUACUUAUUUGAAGGUAAAGAUUAUUCCAAGGAGCCUAGUAAAGAAGAUAGAAAAUCAUUUGAGCAACUGGUGAACCUUCAGAAAAAGCGUUUGGAGAAAACUAUGCAAGAGGGCCGGCUACUCAGAAAUAAAAGCAGUGUUCUCCUCCCAGGCCUUGCGGAGGGGUCUACGAAAAGGAAGUGGAUUUGGAGCCCAGAGGAACUCGAGGACAGAAGGAAGAAGAGACAAGCAGCAGCAGCCAAGAGAAAGAGAUUAAUGGAGGAGAAGAAGAGGAAAAAGGAAGAAGCAGAACACGAGAAAAAGAUGGCCUGGUGGGAGUCCAACAAUUACCAGUCCUUCUGCCUGCCUUCUGAGGAGAGCGAACCAGAGGACAGGGAAGACGAGAGGUCUGCCCAGCUGGAUUAUGAAGAUCCAGAUUCAACUGCCAUCAAGUACGUUAGCGGUGAUGUCACCCACCCACAGGCUGGGGCAGAGGAUGCUGUCAUCGUGCACUGCCUAGAUGACUCUGGUCACUGGGGCCGAGGUGGUUUAUUCACAGCUUUGGAAACACGAUCCGAUGAACCAAGAAAAAUAUAUGAGCUGGCUGGGAAAAUGAAAGAUACCCAUACACAAAUGAAAGCCUGUUGGUGUGUCUUUUGGGACCUAACACCUACUCCAAAGGACCUGAGAGGAGGCUUGCCCACCACUGCCACCCAUGAGAUACAGACAAACCUCCAUACAGGCUACGGAGCCAGCACGACUGCCUACACCUCUCUUGCCACCGUCAGGGAAAAAUCGGAUGUGUGCUCACCGGGCAGGUACUCAUGGAUGAGACAGAACUUGCCGAAAUCCAGACUUCCUGUGGGGAGACUCCAGCACACCACUGGAGUAGGAAAAAUAGAAGUUGGUUACAGUGGAGGCGGUAAGAGACACUCUCCUGCUGCUGCCUCUUGCCCAAGGAAACACUGAAUGGACUGGUGUAUUUGGAGGAGGUGACCUGUGGGGGGAAAGGAAAGUGGUGAGUAAGCUCCUAGCUGUCCCAGUCGGAUGGAACACAGCUGGAGAAACCCAUUUUUCUCUGCCAGUACCCAGAGUACUAAGGUGGGAGUUCUGUGGCUGGGAGGAGGCAGAUCCAAAUUUCAAAUGGUGUCAAAGGGUUUGAGCUCAACGGGAAGUUCAUCCUCAGUCUCUCGAAGUACCACACUCAGGGAUUCCCUUACUGUGUCCACAGGCUCCCCCAAAACAGUGCUAAACCCACACUUCCACCGACUCUGCUGCCAGCUUUGAGCAGGCUCCCAAAUGCAUCUGUGAGAACGAGCUCUGGUAGACAGGGAGCACACUUGGAAAGUCAUUGGUCAAGGGGAAAAAAACCACAAAACUUAGCUAUAAAUAGUUCUUCUAGAAUGCUGUUUCCAAGAGGCAGCCUGGUGAAUUGUAACAUCCAGAGAUGACACAGAAGCUUAAAAAUUUGGCCCCAAGAGAGAGCAAGAAGAGUGGACAGGUAUACCUCACAAACAUGAGGAAUAACUCAGUAAUAAUAUACCACAGAACGUAAAACCAUCUGCUGAAAGCAGUUAGCACAGAAUUAAGGAGGUGUCUGCUACUUCAAAUGCAAAAGCAGCAGUACAUAACUACAAGGAAUGUGAAAAAUCAAGGAAAUAUGGCAUCACAGAAAGAAAAUGACACUUCUCUAGCAAACAAGCUCAAAGGCACAGAAUAUUGCAAUCUAACUGAUAAAGAAUUCAGAAUAGCAGUUAUGAAUAAACUCCAUGAGUUACAAGAAAAGUCAAAGGCAAUUCAUUGAAAUCAGGAAUAAAACAUAUGAACAAAAUGAGUUCUGUUCCGUAAAAGAGAACCAAACAAAUUCUGGAGCUGAAGAAUUUGUUUAAUGAGGUAAAGACUAUAGUAGAGAGCAGCUGUAGCAGGGCAGACCAGACAGAAGAAAACAUGACUCGGGGUAAAGGAAUUUUGGAAUAACACAGAAGAGAUGAAAGAAUAGAGAUUAAAUAAGAGCUAAGAAAGUACAUGAGCUAUGGGAUUGGAUAAAAAAAGACAACUAUCAGAGUAAGACAAGUAUCAGAAUAAGCAAGGCUUCCAGAAAAGGAAGAGAGGGAGAAGGGGACAGAGUUUAUUUAAAGAAAUGAUAGCUGAGAACUCAAACCUGGGGAAACUGGGACAUAUAAGUCCACAGAGCUAAUAGAUCACCCCAUUAUCUCAAUGCAGAAAGACCUUCCCCAAGACACAUUAUAAUGAAACUAAAAAAUCAAUGAUAAAGAAUCUUAAAAGAAGCCAGAGAGGGGAAAGAACAUAACCUAAAAAGGACCCUCACUAUGCUGACAGCAGAUUUCUCAGCAGCACCUACAGGCUAGAAGAGAGUGGAAUGACAUAUUCAGUGUCGGAAGAUAAAGACUGCCAACUAAGGCAGUCUACCAACUGUAUCUGGCCAUGUUAUCUUGCAGAU
Messenger RNA from Enhydra lutris kenyoni (northern sea otter), 2569 nucleotides. RefSeq names its product chromodomain-helicase-DNA-binding protein 1-like. The record is from RefSeq and is a predicted model, not a curated record. The transcript is spliced from 5 exons. Gene Ontology annotation, cellular component: nucleus. Lineage: Eukaryota; Metazoa; Chordata; Mammalia; Carnivora; Mustelidae. Gene Ontology annotation, molecular function: nucleotide binding; DNA helicase activity. Bases 109 to 1077 code for a protein of 322 amino acids. Gene Ontology annotation, biological process: chromatin remodeling; DNA repair.